Messenger RNA from Cetraspora pellucida, 918 nucleotides. NCBI's taxonomy places the organism in Eukaryota, Fungi, Glomeromycota, Glomeromycetes, Diversisporales, Gigasporaceae. The record is from the annotation of a GenBank genome assembly.
AUGCAAAACCAAUGUGCUAGCCGAGAUACUACUUCUUUAGGGAAGUUUAGGAAAUUCUUCAAGCGAUUAUAUCGAAAACAACCAAAGUCUACUUGUCAAGCAUCAGGAUGUAGCAAUCCUUGCUCCAAAAAUGACAAGUUUUGUGGUGUUAAUUGCAAAUCCAACCUUUUACCAACUUUACCAAACACUGAAACUUCUACAAUAAAAUUACCAACUCCAGUAAUAACUAUAUCGGCGGCACAGACUGAUUCCCCAGCUACAUCAUCUGUCUUUACUCGUAUUUUAAAACAUAAAAAAUCAACAGAAAGUGAAUUGCCAGAUGACGAUGAUAAUCUUUCAUCUAAUAGCAAAGAUAACUCAAGAAAAUCUACAAAAUGGACAUUCCUUGCUCCCAAAACGGCAACAAAUUCACAAAGCUCUAUUUCUAGUAGAGCAUCCAGUGAUCUUAAUGAUUCAGCGUAUGAAUCAGCCGGAAACGAGGAUUACGAAAAUGUCAAAAAAAUGUUUCAAGUUGGACUUCCUAAAAACAAUGUUCUUGGAAUAUUUCAGUUACAAAUGCCUAUUAAACUUUUAAAUGAUCAUGAAGCAUAUAAAAAAAAAAUUGCUAAUAACACAAACCGCUCAAAAGAUGGAAUAACGCAUAAAAUGUUUCAUGGUACAAAACAUGCUGAUAAUUGUGAUCCUCAACGUUUUAUCAAUAAUCGGAAGGCUAAAUUCUGCAAAUCAGGUUGCGGAUUUUGUGGGAUUGCACAAGAAGGAAAUCAAUCCAAAUUUUCUAAUUAUAAUGGCAAAAUGUGGUUUGCCAACAAUUCUAUUACUUCAUUGGGUUAUUGUGGAACUCCUAAUGUAAAGACUAUGUUCGUCGUUGAUGUAAUUGCUGAAAAAUAUCAGGGAAUACUAAUAGUUAGUAAUAACGCG